AUGAGUGAAGCGCAACAGUACGUAUGGAAAGGGGCAAUUCCUCUUCAAAUUCAUCUUCAUGAAUCUGAAGUCACCAUUCUUCCUCCUCCAUCACCCGCUCUCGUUUUGGCCCCUAGGAUUGGGUACUUGCCUCUUUUGGUUUCUUUGUUGAAGCCUCAUUUUAGCUCUGCACUUCCUCCUGGAGUAGACACCAUUUGGUUUGAGUACAAUGGAUUGCCUCUCAAAUGGUAUAUACCUACCGGAGUUCUUUUUGAUCUUUUAUGUAUGGAGCCAGAAAGGCCGUGGAAUUUAACAGUGCACUUUAGAGGAUAUCCAAGUAAUUUAUUGCUUCCAUGUGAAGGUGAAGAUAGUGUAAAGUGGAGCUUUAUCAACUCACUAAAAGAGGCUGCAUAUGUUAUAAAUGGAAAUUGCAAGAAUGUCAUGAACAUGUCUCAAACUGAUCAGGUGGAGCUUUGGGGAUCUGUUUUAAGUGGUAACUUGGAAUCUUAUAGACGGGUGUCAUCUAAGCUUAAGCUUGAAACUUAUGACGAGCAAUAUACAGAAAAUAUAGAUUCAGUUUCGACUAAAUCUGAACAAAGUACCGGGGAUGCUGAAGCUGCUGGACAAGUGAAGACAAGUAGGAUUCCUGUUCGCUUAUAUUUGUGGACUGUCAACGACGAUUUUGAUGACUUAGAAGAUGCUCCAAAAAUUGAUAAUUGGGACAAAGUCUCGUAUAUCAACCGACCUGUUGAGAUUUAUAAGGAAGAUAGUAAAUACUUUAGCUUAACCGAUGCGGUUAAAAGACUUCUGCCUGAGUACUUUCCGGAAAGUUCUUUUGUUAACGAAGGAGAAGAGGGAGAAAGUUCACUUGAUCCAGCGUCAUCUUGCCAAACACCCGAAAUUGCAGAAAUCAAGUGCGUACGCGUUCAAGGGAUAGAACCGAGUUCGGAAAUACCUUUUUCUUGGGUGGUUAACAACUUAAUGAAUCCUGAGUAUUUUCUUCACAUGUGUGUUUGCUUGAAAGUUUCAGAGGCCAAUGCUGUGCAGUAG
Messenger RNA from Lathyrus sativus (Indian pea), 1029 nucleotides. The record is from the annotation of a GenBank genome assembly. NCBI's taxonomy places the organism in Eukaryota, Viridiplantae, Streptophyta, Magnoliopsida, Fabales, Fabaceae.